Messenger RNA from Puntigrus tetrazona (Sumatra barb), 4827 nucleotides. RefSeq names its product gap junction protein, alpha 3 (gene gja3). Gene Ontology annotation, biological process: cell communication. Gene Ontology annotation, cellular component: connexin complex. The record is from RefSeq and is a predicted model, not a curated record. NCBI's taxonomy places the organism in Eukaryota, Metazoa, Chordata, Actinopteri, Cypriniformes, Cyprinidae. The transcript has 2 exons. The coding region runs from base 1125 to 2435 and encodes 436 amino acids.
GCGUGCGAGCUGACUGCCGAUGACUUUCUGAACGCAGCACUCUUGCAUGACCACUCAAAGUGACAGUAGCGAUGGCUGGGAACGGGAGACAGCUGCGCUUGGUGAGACCCCGUCUCCACACUCGGUUUGCCAUGAAAAACUAGGUCUUCUACGAGAGUUUGACCUCGGGUCUAUGUGUGAAGAACUUUUGUGAAUGAAUAAGUUGGCCGGCCACUUUCAAAAGAGUUUGGUAAGCUGGCAGUGCUGCCAGGAUUUGGGAACGGGGGGAGCGGGGAGGGCUCCUGCUACCUUUGGGAGGUCUGUAUGCUUUCAACGCACUCAAACUGUGGCACCAGUGGCCGCUGGAUAUUGCUUUCUUUAGAUAAGUUUGCCUACUUCAGUCAAGGUAUGCUUUAAGUUAGGUCUACGAAUCUUUUAUCCUUUUACAUCCCACAUUAUUUAAUAUGACUUUAUGCUAACUGGAAGGCCAUCAACUUAGACUUCACUUUGGAUGGUUUCUGCUUACUAACAGCUAACAUCAUUUAGGCACAUUUCAGGAAAAGAGCUGUUGUUUGAGAUGACAGGUACGAGAGCAUAAUCACUGAAAAGAAUAGAAAAUCUGCCUCUCUUGACAAAUUGACCUGGAUGUGCAGUGAGAACAGUUACUCUCGACAAUUAAAUAUAGUUUGUAAUCAAAUGCUUAGCUGAUAAAUCAAAGAUGCUAAGUGUUAUUGAUAAUUAUAAACUAACAACCUUAAUAACUAAUGAAAAUAGAAAAUGGCUAUCAUGGGAAGUAACAUAUUUUUAGGAUAAUGUGACAGAAAUAAGCAAUAAUAUACCAUAAUUUACUGGAAUUAAAAAAUAAAUAAAAUGACUACAAUUAUUAUCCAUGAAACUAGCGUAAGGACUUAAAAAAUACAAAUCAAAAUAAUUGUUUUAGUUACAUAAAGACAUAUAAAUGUAAAAUAAACCAAGUUAAAUGUAAAAUAAAUGAAUAAACAACUGUUUUAUUAUUGUUAUUAUGUAACUUGCACUUUUUCUUUCAGGGUCAUAGACUUGAAUUAGAACCUUAGUCGAUGGAUUUGCCGCCCUCAAUACAACAUCAUUUUAACUGUACUUUCUCUCUAGGCUAGAAAUCGUGAAGCAUGGCUGACUGGAGCUUUCUUGGACGGCUCUUGGAGAAUGCACAGGAACACUCGACCGUGAUCGGCAAAGUCUGGCUGACAGUACUCUUCAUUUUUAGGAUUCUGGUGUUGGGAGCGGCAGCCGAGGAGGUCUGGGGCGACGAGCAGUCGGACUUCACCUGCAACACGCAACAACCCGGUUGCGAGAAUGUCUGCUAUGACGAGGCCUUCCCCAUCUCCCACAUCCGCUUCUGGGUGCUCCAAAUCAUCUUCGUGUCCACACCGACGCUCAUCUACCUGGGCCAUGUCCUGCACAUCGUUCGAAUGGAAGAGAAGCGGAAAGAGCGCGAGGAGGAGCUGCGAAAGGCCAGUCGGCUCCAGGAUGAGAAAGAACUCCUGUAUAGAAACGGAGGGGGAGGGGAGUCCGGUGGACGGGGUGGGGGCGGCGGCGGCAAAAAGGAGAAGCCGCCAAUCAGAGACGAGCAUGGCAAAAUCCGCAUUAGAGGUGCCUUGUUGCGCACCUACGUGUUCAACAUCAUUUUCAAGACCCUGUUUGAAGUGGGGUUCAUUUUAGGUCAGUAUUUCCUCUAUGGUUUCCAGUUGAGGCCCCUGUAUAAGUGUGCGCGGUGGCCCUGCCCCAACACAGUGGACUGCUUCAUUUCCCGGCCCACGGAAAAGACCAUCUUCAUCAUAUUUAUGCUUGUGGUGGCUUGCGUGUCCCUUUUGCUGAAUUUGUUAGAAAUCUAUCACCUCGGAUGGAAGAAGGUCAAACAGGGCAUGACCAACAAGUUUGCCCCAGACCGCGAGUCGCUGCCUGACGCGGACGAAGCGGAGGCCGAGUCUUCUAGAACUGCGCCUGCCACCAUCAGCUACCCGCCAGACUACACGGAAGUGGCAGUGGUUGGCGGAGGGUUCCUCCAGCCUGUGUCGGUGCCCUCGACGGCCGAGUUCAAGAUGGACCCUCUGCGCGAGGAGCUGGAGGAGUCCUCGCCAUUCUACAUCAGCAACAACAACCACAGGCUGGCUGCCGAGCAGAACUGGGCCAACCUGGCCACCGAGCAGCAGACUCGGGAGAUGAACGCCGCCUCCCCCUCCCCUUCCUCCUCCUCGUCUCGCUCCUCUGAUAACGGGCGGCAAUCCAAAGAAGCCGCUCAGCACGCCGGCGUCCCCACCUCUACUAGCGGUGGUUCGACCGCCGGCCCGGAGGAGGGGCAUGUCACCACCACGGUGGAGAUGCAUGAGCCGCCCGUCGUUUUCACUGAUGCUCGACGACUGAGCAGGGCUAGUAAAGCCAGCAGCGCGAGAGCGAGGCCCAGUGAUUUAGCGGUUUAGUGGCUCUCCACUGCAAAGUGCAGGUUUUUGUGGACAAAAACACACACAAAAAAAUACACCAAAAAACAAGCGGAAGAAAGGGGCAGAUUGCUGGAACAAAAACUUUAAUUCCAUUCAUUAUUUACUCCAUUUUGCAAUUAAAAAUUAUAAAGAGUUUAACCAUCUCUUAUGGCUUAUGAAAGCAUCUGUUGUAGAUUAUGUUACACGGAAUCUCAAUGAUUUAAUGACAUCAGCGAAUGUCACUUGAAUUAGUCUUGUGACGAGGCCUUUCUCUGUAUAAUCAUGCAAAGUUGUUGAUAGUAAUAGCAUUAAAUGUGCAAGACCUGACAGCACUAUGAGGUUUUUCAAAACAAGCAUAGAUAGAGAAGAAGAGGCUUAUGAUCAGUUCAGGUCAGAAAUAGUCAUUAUCAGAAACAGACAAAACCAGAUCCAGCAUACGACCCUGGAUGUUAGUAGAGCCAUUCACUCACUGUAUAGGAUCAACAGAUUCGAUCAGACUAAAAACAAAUUCUUAGAAAGAGAGUCAGAUCUACAGCAAAUAUGAAUAUUUAAGUCCCCAAAUAUCAUCAGAUCAUCAUAUUUUGUAAAAAGCUCACUUAGAAGUUUCUAGACAUAGUCUUGUGUAAUAUUUUUGAAGACUUGAAUAGGAUAUGAGACAAAUGGGACAAAGAGAGUAGCUGAAGUAAAUGAAGAAAGUUGUCAUGAACACCCAAUUAAAAAAAAAAGUGUAAUAAAAAUGUAAAACUUUUUAUUGUUCCAGCAUCUGUCUCUACAUUUCCCCACUGUAAAGAGAAAAAAAAACAAAAAAAAAAAAAAAACCACAUUGCCUGAUAAAAGUGGCAAAGUUUAAUGCAUCACAGAGAAAUGUCAUCCAUACACUGAAAAAUGAGCAUAUAACUGAGGCAAGUGAAAUAUUUAGAUAACUGUUGUACUGCUGAAUGGUGCAGAGUUUUAAUUCAUAUAGCUUGUGUAUUCUCUGGACCAAGUUUCUAUUUUUCUUUUUUUCAAUCCCAUGAUCUGAAGUUCACAUCCUGCUCCUCUGUUGGAUUUGAGAGUUUUGAUAUAUGACCAUGUCCAAUCUUGGCAUCAGGAAUACAUGAUCACUUUUGAAGUAGUUAAUCAGAUGAGGGGAAUACUAACUCUCAUUACAUGUGACAUUUGAAAUCCGUAUUGGUUUUUAUUUCAAAAAGUUUGAGCAUUUUCUAAAAAUGUAAGCAAUUGAUUGAGAAUGAGUACAAAAACAGUUAUCGAAAGCAUUGCUUUUCUGUAGUCAGUUCGUGGUUGCCAAAAAGUAGUUACUUCAAAAUGGACAUAAAAAGAUGCUUAUGUGUCUUAUGCUGAUAUGGAGUUUAUUCCCCCUUUUUUCUCUCUUUUUUUGGUCCAGUUUCAGGUUACUGUGAGGCCCUCAUUUUCACUGACUACUACUGCUGUUGUAUAAAACAUGCCUUCUGUAAACAUAACAACUCACAUCAACUUGACAGCACAACAUGAUUUUUUUUGUUUGGAGACCUUUACAAAACUGUUGUUGAGACCCAUUCAAACACAAUGUACAUUGCUUUUAUUAUCAGGUCUAUAUUUCUGCAAUCUAUUUAAAGAGAUAGACAGCACUGAAAUAGAAAUGGUACAUUGCUUCAUCACACAGAGUUUGUGCUUAGGACAGUAUUACUUUUGCUUUUAUCAGAUCACAGUAUUUACAGAUGUACGUUAUUUAUUUUCUGCCGUUUUAAUGUAUCCAAAAAUGAAAGUGUGUUAUUUUGUCAUUUUUUGGUUCUUAAAGUUUACAUUUUAGUAAAUAGUUGAAGAUUUGCACAUUUAGGCAAAAGACACUGUUCAAUAAUUCUUACAUUGAUAGAAAGGAGGAAAUAUUUUUGAUCCUUAAAGGAAAAUGUCUUAAUGGUAAAAGUCGUUGUGUUGAUGGCAGUAUUAUUCCACUUAAAUAACAUCAAAUGUAAUUUAUAAAACAGCACUUGUAGAGUAUAAGAAAUAUACACGUUUCCCAUGUUUUAUUUUAGGACUGUUGUGGUGGCCUGAAAGGACCGCAGAAAAUUUGAACUUUGUGCAUUAUAGCAUUUCAUCCAUUCUGAAUUUGAAUUGGCCAGCCAGCCAGCUCUUUCCUAUCUCGAUCCGUUUGUAGUGUACUUAGUUGCAGCCCAUUAUCUCAGAUAACACUCAUUUCUUGAACUUCUUGAACUGAUUUUCUCUAGCAGAGCUGAUUAUUCUGACCAAUCAGGGAAAUGAACCACCUACAUAUGCUCAGAACAGCAGCCUGUUUCAAUGCUGUCUUAAGAGAAGUGCCUUGUGUAUUCAAUUUUAUAAGAACAAGUUGAUGUAAAUGUUCAUUUACCUCAAAUGUUUACAAAGCUGUUACUAAAUAAACUUUUUGUACCAUAAA